Pseudocercospora fijiensis CIRAD86 is the source of this 894-nucleotide messenger RNA. RefSeq lists its product as uncharacterized. Bases 1 to 894 code for a protein of 297 amino acids. The transcript is spliced from 2 exons. The record is from RefSeq and is a predicted model, not a curated record. NCBI's taxonomy places the organism in Eukaryota, Fungi, Ascomycota, Dothideomycetes, Mycosphaerellales, Mycosphaerellaceae.
AUGGCAACGGCGGCGACCUCAGCGCGCAUCACUUCCGAUCACAAACCCCAAUCCGCAGUGCAACGGCGAUCUCAACCAUCCAUGAGAAAACAACAACCUCCCAUCACCACCACCACCCCAUCACCCUCACUCCUCAAAAUUCUCUCCCUCAUCUCCCAAUCCCUUCUCCACGACUCCAACCAUCAGAAGUAUUUAAACCUUUUACGUCAAUCUAUUUCCGAAACUCGGAAAUUUCUUGAAAGAGCGAGGCAAGAACUUGAGAUUUCUGAAGAGGAUGAGGAUGUGAGGGGUUUGGAUGGGAGUAGUUUGAUGAGAAGUUUUGCGUUUUGGAGACAGGUUUUGGGAAAUAAUGGGGAUGAAAAGGAGAGGGUGAGGUUGAUUAGGGGGUUGGUGGAGGGGUUGGAGAGGGAGGUUUUGAGGGGUGAGAGGGAGGUUGGGAGGUUGGAGGGGAAGAACAGGAGGAGGGAGGGGGAUGUGGUGGAAGGUGAAAGUGAAGAGCGGUUUGUUGAGGAGAAUGGGGGUGUGCUUGUGACGCCGCUUGAUGGGGAGGUCGCUGCGAACAUGACUGAUGCGGCUACAGCGAAGGAUGAAAUCUCAAAAGACUUUCUGAAGGACAAGGACGAAUAUACUGCCAGGCAUCCGAGCCGGCGGAGUCGAAAGAGUAGUGCCAAGGUACCAGAGAAGGAGAAGGAGAAGGAGAAGGAUGCACUCUCAGACAUAUAUGGGCUUUCGUCAAGAAAUCCUUCGGUGUGCGAAGCUGGUGCGAUCGGAAGUGCGAGCAGUUACACUCGAGUCACGCGAGCUCCUACUGUGGCAAGUUCUAGAAGCAUGAGUAUCGCGUACGACAGCGGCUUCUACUCCCUCGAGGCGGAGGACGUCAGGCAGCUUUGCUGA